Molecule: messenger RNA, 2790 nt
Organism: Plasmopara halstedii
Lineage: Eukaryota; Oomycota; Peronosporomycetes; Peronosporales; Peronosporaceae
Product: ATP-dependent DNA ligase I
Exons: 5
Coding region: 1-2790 (929 amino acids)
Biological process (GO): DNA repair; DNA recombination; DNA biosynthetic process
Cellular component (GO): nucleus; mitochondrion
Molecular function (GO): DNA binding; DNA ligase (ATP) activity; ATP binding
Source: RefSeq, a predicted model, not a curated record
AUGGGGAAGAAAGCUGAUCCCAAGCAAAGCUCCAUCAAGUCAUUCUUUGGAGCAAGGGUAUCUUCACCAACAAAGAAGCGAAAACCUGCAGAAGCCAAUGUGGAGAACCCCACUCAGUCACCUGUGAAGCCGUCAAAAGUGGAGAAAAAAAGAAAGGUGGAAAAAAAUAGCGGGGUAAACGAGAAGAAAUUGGAGAAAACGCCUGAGGACGUUGGGGCUCAAGCAGAGAGAAAAGUAGAAGUGGAGGAAGAGGAGAAGGAAGAAGAGCAAGAAGAAGAAAAGGAGAGUAGGAUCAAGAUUAAACCUGGUCGACGUCGAUUGCGUCAACGCGUCGUUCGAGGAGAGCACGAAGACAGUGACAGUGAUUUCAAUCUUUCCUAUAGCACUAGCAAAACGAAAAGAAAGGAAAUACCGACAGAAAAGAAAUCAGAGAUGUUUAUCUCGGAGAAAGUGAAAAGAGCCUCAAAGGAAAAGAGCUUAAAUUAUGGUCGGGAGACAAAGCAGCAGAUGAAGGAGAACGCAGAAAAGAUUACAUUUAAUAUCGUCGAGGCUAAAGAGAAAAAAUCUAUUCAGGUCGAAACUAUCGGAGUUCAGGCAGGAAAGGAGGAGGGAAAGCCAAGAUUAGAUGCUGUGGCUUUUGAAGCAUCAAAAGCGAGCUCUUUCAUUACAGACUUAGGUCGAAAAUCUGAGACAAAAUUGACCACGGCGGAUGACAAGAUGGAAUUACAUACUGAUGGCAAAGUUAUUGUCAAGGACUCAUUUGGAACGCACGAAGGCCACUGUGACGAAGAGCAGGAAAUUCAGUACUCUGAGCUGGCACACUUAUUUGCCAAGAUUGAACAGGUUACAGGCCGUCUUAUUAUUCAAGAUUUGUUAACGGCGUUUUUCCGCAGCGUAAUUCUUCGUUUCCCACACGAUCUCUUAUCAUGCAUAUAUCUAUGUGUCUGUGUGGAUCUGGCGCCACCCUUUGAAAAUCUCAAGAUUGGAAUCGGUGACGCUAUUUUGAUGAAGGCAAUUGGUGAAGCAACGGGUGCAAAUCUCAAAUUCAUUAAGGAAAUGUAUCACAAAGAAGGUGAUCUUGGAAAGGUGGCGCAGAAUGCUCGAUCAAAGCAGAAGACAUUGUCAUUUACGUCGCUAAAACCUGCGACUAGUAGAGGUUGUGGACUCACUGUGCAGCAUGUGUACAAGCAGUUUGUUAAGAUUGCAAAGAUGACUGGCAGCAACUCGCAACAACAGAAGUGUUCAAUCAUCAAAGGUUUGCUUGUAAAGUGCGAGAAAGAAAAGAAUGACCAAGGCGCGCAGUCUGCUGAAGGCGCUAAGUACAUUAUUCGUGGUCUUCAAGGCAAACUCCGAAUCGGACUUGCGGAAAAAUCAAUUUUGAUGGGUUUAACUUACGCGUUUAUGACAGACAAAGAGCUAAAGGACAAGGAGAAACAACAGGAAGCUCUCGCCUUUGUUAAGAAGGCGUUCGCUGAGUGUCCUAGUUAUAAUGCGUUGGUUGCAGCGUUUUACGAUAUUCAGAAGCAAGUUCAUACCGCCCCUUUCAUUCGUGUCAGAGACUUCAUAGAGGUAGCUGAAAAGUGCGUUCUGACGCCAGGCACGCCCGUGUCGCCAAUGCUGGCACAACCUACAAAAGCGUAUGCAAUGGUGUUUGAUCGCUUUGAAGGAAAAUCUUUCACCUGUGAGUAUAAGUACGAUGGUGAACGUGCACAGAUCCAUAUCCUUCGAAGCGGAGAAAUUGCCAUAUUUUCGCGAAACUUCGAAAAUUCCACCGAACGAUUCCCCGAUGUCAAGCUGGCGAUCUCGAAUGCUGCCAAGAGAAACGUCAUUAUCAGCUGUAUUAUCGAUGCAGAGGUGGUCGCCGUAGAUCGUUCCACAAACAAGCGCCUGCCUUUCCAGACUUUAAGCACACGCUCUCGAAAGAACGUCAAAUUGGAAGAUAUCAAAGUUCCUGUCUGCAUAUAUGCGUUUGACUUGCUAUAUCUGAAUGGUGAAUCUUUCCUUGGUACUUCGCUGGCAAAACGACGUGAAAAGCUACGUGAUAUAUUUGAAAUUAAGCUCGGUGACUUUGAAUUUGCUUCUUCGAUAGACGUUGAGGAUGGCGUCAAUAUGACGGACAACCCAGAGGCGAUGGAAGAAGCAGUUAACAAGGUCCGCAACUUUUUGGAGGAAGCUGUACGUGAAAACUGUGAAGGUCUGAUGGUGAAAACCUUGAAAAAGGAGGCUACGUAUGAACCCGCGAACCGCUCUCACAAGUGGCUAAAGCUGAAGAAGGAUUAUCUGGACGGGAUUGGCGAUUCAGCUGACUUGGUCCCGAUCGGUGCGUUCUAUGGUCGUGGCAAGCGUACUGGAGUCUAUGGCGCGUACUUGCUGGCGUGUUUCGAUCCUGACACGGAAAUGUACCAACCAAUUACGAAGCUGGGGACGGGUCUGUCUGACGAAGUGCUCAAAAAGUUUUACGACCAAUUAAAAGAGAAGGUCGUGAACAAACCGCCAAACGAUUACGCCAUCAUUGAAGGCAUAAAACCUGAUGUUUGGUUCGAAGCAAGCUGUGUAUGGGAGAUCCUAGGUUCGGACCUUUCGAUUUCGCCCAAGUACACAGCAGCAAUUGGUCUUGUGGCUAAAGAUAAAGGCAUUUCACUGCGAUUCCCUCGCUUUAUCCGCAUUCGUGACGAUAAGGAGACGACACAGGCGACCAGUUCCGCUCAGAUUGCCGAACUGUAUCGGGCCCAGGGCCUUACGACGGUAGCCAAUGGUGAAGACGAAGAGGACGAUGACAUGCUGAUAUAG